ACCUGCAAUAUUAGGUAACAUAUUUUUUUAUCAAGCAUUAAUAAUUAAGGAAAAAUAAAACAUUUUUUUUUCAAUCAUUCAAAAAAUCUCCGCUUUGGGCAAGACUCGAACUUGCAAUUAUUUGGAACAUCGGUCCAAUCCGCCUCCACUCUACCAUCCACACCAUUUCAUUUCCAUUUUUUUUAUAUUUAAAAAUUUGGGUAGUUUCAUUUCUUACACCUAUACUUUAUUAACUUAACUAUUUCUAUAUACAUAUAGAAUAGACCACUUAACUGUUGGGCAGGCGUACAGCGGAGGCAUAAUAGUAUCCCUUCGACACCCUUAUGUUUGCCUAAAAAUCAAUCUUUUAUUAAUACCAAUUUUUUAAUAAUUUCCUUCCAGGCUAUAGACGCAUGAAAUACGAGGGAGCCGACCUUAUCCUUGCAAAAGCUGGAGAGACCAUAGAUGUGGUUUGCGAUAAAGAUGUGCCUCUAAUCCGGUGCGGCUUUUCGCACCCUAACGGAACUAAAGUCUUAUUUGUCGACGUCGUGCCGGGCACGCCAUCAUGCAAAUUCACCACCAAUGCCACUACCUCAGAAAUAGGAAUCUGGACCUGUCAUCUAUGGACACCAACGGCACCUGAAGAAGAAAUUACAAAAACAGUCGAAGUGAGGGUAGCUCACAAAUUUGCCGCGCUAGACAAAGAGGUUGGGGUGAAGAAGGGGGAUAGAGUGACAUUGUCAUGCGUCAGUUCGGAGGGAAUGAUUCCGUUGAAUGAGUGUUACUUUACAUCGCCAGAGCAGCGAAGGAUUCAUAUGGAUGAUAAAAUUACUGAGGAAAACCUCGACUUCAAAAAGUUCUUCUACCCCCCAAACCUGAGCGUCCAUCGUGGCGACUGCAGCAUCACACUCCAGUCUACCGAACUAACUGAUCAAGGCAUCUGGGCUUGUACGGGUUGGCUGGAGUUUGAGAACCGGGCGUAUACCGACUACAUACAUUUGAGCGUGCUUGAUGUUGCAGAAGCUACAAGUAUAGAUACCAGAGCGUUCAGCGUCAGCAUCGCAACCUUCAUAGGCGUCACUGUCGCCCUCCUUGUAUUCUUAGCCCUUAUCUGUUGGAAAGAGAGGUAUUAUACUCGUUUCUACGGGAAGAAGUGGGAUGACGAGAGCCUUGAAAGCUUCGGAAUGACAACUGACACGUCACAGAUCUUGAUUAGAGAGACUAAGUGAAACGAAUCAGAAUUUAUUAAUGUAUACAUUUAUGUACCUCAUCAAAUCAUGUU
Molecule: messenger RNA, 1261 nt
Organism: Cydia strobilella
Lineage: Eukaryota; Metazoa; Arthropoda; Insecta; Lepidoptera; Tortricidae
Exons: 4
Coding region: 393-1208 (271 amino acids)
Source: RefSeq, a predicted model, not a curated record